This is a messenger RNA of Rotaria sordida, 2193 nucleotides long. The record is from the annotation of a GenBank genome assembly. Lineage: Eukaryota; Metazoa; Rotifera; Eurotatoria; Philodinida; Philodinidae.
AUGUCGAAUUCAUUAAAACGUUUAGAAAUACGUUUAAAAGAACGUGAAGAUGAAUAUAUUUGUUAUAAACAAUUUUAUAUACUUGUCGGUACAUUUAAUGUUAAUAAUCGACAAGCACCAGCAAAUAUUUUACUUAAAGAAUGGUUUUAUAAAGUAACAUAUAAUAAUGAAGAAAAUAAACAAAUGUAUAUACCAGAUAUAAUUGCAGUUGGUUUUCAAGAAAUAGAUACAAGUGGUGGUGCAUAUAUAUAUGAUGAUAAAAGAAAAGAAGAUGAAUGGGAAUAUAUGGUACGAAAAACAAUUAAAUCAUGUUAUGAAAAAAAUAAUGAAGAAAAUAUUAAAUUUAAAUUACUUAAUCGUGUUAGAUUAAUGGGUAUAUUAUUAUUUGUUUAUGUACGCUCAACUCAUAUAUCGAAAUGUACAUUAGUAUCUCGUUCAUCAGUUCCAACUGGUUUUAUGGGAAUUGCUGGUAAUAAAGGUGGAGUUGGUAUACGAUUUCGUUUUUAUGAAACUGAUAUAUGUUUUGUUAAUUCACAUUUUGCAUCGGGUGAUGGACAAACACAACGACGUAAUGAUGAUUAUCAAACUGUUGAAUCACGUAUGGCUUUUACUGAUGGACCUACUUAUUCAAUUAAAGAUUAUUUUUGGUAUACACCAACAACAGCUGAGAGUAGUGCUCCUAAUCCUCAAAAUUCAUCUUUUCCUAGCCAAUGGUGGAAAAUAAGUGAUCAUGAUAUAAUAUUUUGGUGUGGUGAUAUGAAUUAUCGAAUAUCUCAACCUAAUGAACAAGUUCGUAAAGCAAUAAGUGAACUUUCAACUGUUCCUUUACAAGAAAAAGAUCAAUUACGUUGUGAAAUGAAAUUAGAUCAUGUUUUUACUGGUUAUUAUGAACCAACAAUUAAUUUUUUACCAACAUAUAAAUUUGAUAUAAAUACAGAUAAUUAUGAUACAAGUGAAAAAUUACGUACACCAUCAUGGACUGAUCGUAUAUUAUAUCGUUCAAAACGUUUAAAAGUUCUUAAUGAUAAUCAAAAUGAAUUAGAAACAAUACAAACAAUAAAUUAUUCAUGUGCAACAAAUAUUAAAUUUAGUGAUCAUCGUCCAGUUAGUGGUUUAUAUUUAGUUGUUAUUAAAUAUGAAUGUGAUGAAAAACUUUCAAAUCGUAUACGUGAAGAAUUAAUACGUGAAUCUGAUCGUAUAGAAAAUGAAUUAAUACCAGCAAUUGAAGUUAAUCCACGACCACCACAAAUUAUAUUUAAUCAUAUACGUUAUUUAGAUAAACCAAAUUAUUCAUUAAUUAUUAAAAAUAUUGGUGAAUGUACAUGUGUAUGUACAAUAGUACCAUCAUCAAUAUCAACAUCAUUUCAAUAUUUAACAUUUAGUCCAAAUCCACCAUAUACAAUAAAUAUUAAUCAAGAACAACAUAUAAAUAUUAGUUUUGAUGCUAAAACAAAUAUAAAACAAAUAAGUGAUAUACUUAUAUUACAUGUUGAAAAUGGUGCUGAUACAUUUAUUACAUUAGAUAUAACAUUAGAUAAUGGUCCAUUUAGUUUAUCAUUAGAUGAAUAUCCAUCUACAUUUUAUGAUAAUGAAAAUAAAAAAUAUAUUUAUACAAAUGAUAAUAAAUUUCAUUCAGAACAUAUUAUUGAAAUGAUUAAUGAUCCACCAAUAAUAUUUAUUUCAUUAAUUGAUUGUUUAAGAGAACGUAAUGAUGUUAAUUUAUUAUUUAUAUUUAAUAAUGAUAUACAAGAUUCACUUGAUUUAAUACCAAUACGUAAUCAAAUUUAUGAAAAUAAUUAUGAUUUUAUAAAUUAUUCAACACCAGAAAUAUUUAUGAUACUUUUACAUCUUUUACAAUCAUUACCACAACCAUUAAUAUCAUAUGAAAUACAAGAUAAAAUGUUUUUAAAUACAAAAGAAUAUUUUUUACGACAAGAUGAUAUGACUAAAGCUGUUAGUAUUAUAGUUGAACGAUUAAAAACAAAAGAACGAAAUUUAUUUUUUCGUUUUCUUAUACUUUUAAAAAAAUGUUGGCCAACAAAAGAACAAAUACAAAAAUCAAAUGAAGAAUAUGGUAAUAUAUUUAAUAUUGCUAUUGAUAUUCUAGCGCUUUCAAUUUUACAUGAACAUCUUGAUAGAAAUCAACGACAUGCUUUUAUUUUAGCUUGUCUUAAUGAAGAAAAGAAAAAUUAA